CAGUAGUUAGGUACUCUAAAAAAAAAAAAAAAAAAACUGGUAGAACAGCUUCUUGGUUUUCUUGUUAUUGAAAAUUGAAAAUCUAAAAAUGCAACUGAUUGAGCAGUAAACUCAAAUGUGUUGUGAACGCUGUGAUCAAAGUCUGCGAGUUUAUUAUAAUAUACUAAAGACUUCCUGUAAUGUUCAUAUCUCUGAUCAUUGAAACACUAUUGGGAAUUGCAUACAUUUUAAAUGAAACCGAAGGUGUCAUACGGGAUGAACUCACACCAUUAAGAGACGGUUUGUGAUCUUACAUUCAGCAUGGACAUUGUACUUAACUGUAUCCUAAAUGUUAAUAUUAAUUUGUAAUAAGAUACAAUCUUACAUUGGACAGUGUAUUUAUCAUAAAAGUACUCAGCUACCCUUGAAAGAAUAUAUCAAUUUUCAAUAUUUUUUAGGUUCAUUACUGAGAAGAUGUGGAUCAUUAACCCGUUUUCCAAAUAAAAACGAUUGUUUAGUUUGUGAACUUGAUGUAUUUGGUACAAUGCCGAAGAGGGUAAGCUCAAAAUCAGUGCAAAAAUCAAAAAGAGCACGUGAAAGUGUAGAUUCGUCAGGUAGAAGAAUAUCUAUUCCCAGAAACUGUAAAUCUUCUACGCUACCAAUAAGUAAUAACAUUAUGGAUUUUGAUUAUUUAUCGAAACCAUCUAAUAAGAUUGUUAUGGGUAAUAACCAAAUAAAGUCUAGGCCUAUUGAAAAAGAGGUAGAAACAAAGAAAGAAAAAGAAGAAGCAUCUGGUUGGAGCAGUGAUGAACUUGAUGUAGUUUAUGAUCUGCAGGAAGAGAAAAAGAAUAAAAUAUAUGAAGUGAUAACUGUAAUGAGUGAUGAUGAAACGCCCAACAAAAUUACAUAUGAAAGGCUUUAUGCCGAUGAUGGUGAAAAUAAAGUGAUUGAAAACCCAAAAGAUUUGGAUGUUAGUGAUAAAACUGAUGUGUUAAGUCUAAACAAUGCUGCAAAGGCAGCUGUUUCGAUUUUGGAUGACAUUUUAUCUACAGAGAAAGUGUCAACUGUUGAAAAUAGUGCAAGUGCAAUCACAGACUCAAAAGAUGAUAGUGAUAACGAUGUGGUAUGUAUUGCUGUAGUGGAUGCAAAAACAAAAGAAGAACAAAGAAGAGCCAAUAUCGAAGAAAUUUGUUUAUCAAGUGACUCAGAAUCUGAGAGUAGGCUGAAAGUACCUCCUCUUAGAGUUAAACUUUCUAAAUAUCCCUGUGUUAACAAAUAUUUACCAAACAAUAGUAGUGAACAUUCCUUUGGUUCUAAUAAUAGCAAUUUUAAUCUUGGUUUGAAACACCCUUGCUUAUACCCCCCUUAUGUGUUUGGACGAAAACAGUCGGAUUUCUCAAAUUCACUCUCUGAUUGGGAUUCAUGUUCUACAAGUCCAAAAGUAACUUCUUCUGAUGAGUUUUCUCCUACUCAAACUGAAUCACCAAAAGUACUUUCAGAUGAAAGUUCUUCAUCAGUCUUAAGUGAUUUAACCCAACCUCAGGACAACUUCAGUUCAAGUAGUGACAAUUCAAAUUCAACAUCACCAUCGAGCAACAGUGACGAGGAAAAGGAAAUAUAUUGGAAAGGUAGGACAUUUUAAUGUAUCUAAUAGUCAAAUUUACCUUGUUUUGCUGCUGAAUGAAAGGCUGGUAUGAAAUGGAUUUUAAUUUCAGUUUGCUUCAGUUUUACUUUUCUUUAUUUUACACUCAUAAAAAUAAUGAGACAGACAUCUUGUGCUUAAAUGAAGACGUGCAUUAGUGAACUGAUAUUUGCCAUGGGGACACUGAGUGUGUCGUUAGUGAACUGCAUGCACAGCAUUUGUGUUUAUGAACUAUUGCCUUUAGUUUCUGAAUUUUCGUUAUUUUAUGUUGUAUUAUUUUUAAUGUUAAUUACUGUGCUACCAACAUUUAUACCCUAUGUAAAAUUUAGUGAAUUGAAUUUACUAUGUUACAUACAUACUUUGGCAUUUGUCAGUUUGAAUGUACAUGCUUAAAAUAAUACUACUUUGCUACUUAAUAUUUGUGGCUUCUUAAAAUAAUUAUUCUAUCAAUGUUAAAGUAGUUUUUGACUUAUUUUUAAUCUGUGUUUUCACUAUUUUAAUUCUGUUACUUUCCUAACAAAAUUCUAUUUAUUUUAAAGUUCCCAAAAAUUAAUUUUAAAACAUUUUUAAGGUAGAAAAAUAUAUGGUGUAGCUGUAUUAUUGUACAAUUAAAGAUAGUUCAAAUGUGUCUUCAACAAAUAAAACAUUGUUUGAAAGA
This is a messenger RNA of Homalodisca vitripennis (glassy-winged sharpshooter), 2279 nucleotides long. RefSeq lists its product as uncharacterized. NCBI's taxonomy places the organism in Eukaryota, Metazoa, Arthropoda, Insecta, Hemiptera, Cicadellidae. The transcript has 2 exons. Bases 329 to 1621 code for a protein of 430 amino acids. The record is from RefSeq and is a predicted model, not a curated record.